Suillus plorans is the source of this 1080-nucleotide messenger RNA. RefSeq lists its product as uncharacterized. Lineage: Eukaryota; Fungi; Basidiomycota; Agaricomycetes; Boletales; Suillaceae. The record is from RefSeq and is a predicted model, not a curated record. The transcript has 3 exons. Bases 1 to 1080 code for a protein of 359 amino acids.
AUGGUAGAAAGUUGGGAACGUGGGAUAUGUUAUUCCCGCACAGCUCUCCAUGUUUCUGGUCGGGUUACGCGCAGCAUCAUAGUGUUUCUUGUAUGCGACCUCCCGGCAGCAAGAAAGGCUGCUCAGCUGGCAGGUCCAACAAGUCACUUUUAUUGCACUGCCUGCCAUUGUUGGCACAGGUCAACUUGCGGUAGAACAGAUAUCCAGACCGAAGAUUGGGCUCUCAAAGACAAGAACGAAGUGCGUCGCUAUGCUGAGCUCUGGAAGAACACCGGAACUUCAGUUGAGCGCAACAAGUUAUUUGCGUCACACGGUGUGCAGUGGUCAACACUCUGGAGGUUAUCAUACUGGGAUCCCUCCCGUCAAAUUGUCGUCAACACCAUGCAUUGUCUCUUAGAGGGUCUCGCACAUGCUCAUUUCUGUCGCAUGCCUUCGGUUCGUAUCUGUAAGCUUGGGCAUCGGACCAGAGAAGUUAUGCAAUGUAUUGCUGAUGUCAUCAAGACGACAGAUACGCCCUCUUUCUUGAGAUCAGUCCCCUAUAACUUCGGGGAAACAAAAGCUGGAACCGUGAAGGCCGAUGAAUGGCGCACAUUAACGACCGUAUACUUACCCAUAGCACUAGUCAGUUUAUGGGGCGAGGGAUCGGCACAUCGCAACUCAGACAUCGCAGUCAGCCGCCGUGCCAUCCUUGAUCACACGAUGGACCUUGUAUCUGCAAUUCAUAUCGUAUGUCUGCGAUCUAUGACACAAGAUCACGCAGACGCAUACCGUACUUAUAUGAUCAACUGGAUAAGGGAUUUGCAGGUAAUACUCCCCCAUGCACGCCAUCGAACCAAUGGCCAUAUGGCAUUGCACGUCUGGGACUACCUGCAACUCUUCGGACCUGUAUGGUCAUGGUGGUGCUUCCCAUAUGAGCGCCUCAUUGGACAGCUGCAGCGGUUGCCCAGCAAUCACAUUUUUGGUAGCAUUCAAAUUUCUUUGUCGAUGAUAGACUUCUUACGCUACGCUGGUAUGCAGGACAGCAAGAAUCAACUCUCCUCUGGUCCUACAUCAAGGCUGCAAAGCUUAAAUAUUGGCUGA